Molecule: messenger RNA, 1283 nt
Organism: Antrostomus carolinensis (chuck-will's-widow)
Lineage: Eukaryota; Metazoa; Chordata; Aves; Caprimulgiformes; Caprimulgidae
Product: calcium-binding protein 39-like
Exons: 6
Biological process (GO): intracellular signal transduction
Molecular function (GO): protein serine/threonine kinase activator activity
Source: RefSeq, a predicted model, not a curated record
GGCAAAAAGGACGUUUCCCAGAUAUUUAACAACAUCUUGAGAAGACAAAUUGGCACUCGCAGCCCUACUGUGGAAUACAUUAGUGCCCAUCCACAUAUCCUGUUCAUGCUUCUGAAAGGAUAUGAAUCCCCAAAUAUUGCCUUACGCUGCGGAAUUAUGCUGAGAGAGUGUAUCCGGCAUGAACCCUUGGCCAAAAUCAUACUUUUUUCGGAACAGUUCAGAGACUUUUUUAAAUAUGUGGAGUUGUCAACGUUUGAUAUAGCUUCUGAUGCCUUUGCUACAUUCAAGGACCUGUUAACGCGACACAAGUUGUUGGUAGCAGAAUUUCUGGAACAAAAUUAUGAUGUGAUCUUCGAGGAUUAUGAAAAACUCCUUCAUUCUGAGAAUUAUGUAACAAAGAGGCAAUCUUUGAAGCUGCUGGGUGAAUUGAUUCUGGACCGACACAACUUUGCCAUCAUGACAAAAUACAUCAGCAAACCAGAAAAUCUGAAGCUGAUGAUGAACUUGCUGCGAGAUAAAAGCCCCAACAUUCAGUUUGAAGCAUUCCACGUGUUCAAGGUUUUUGUGGCCAGUCCAAACAAAACACAGCCCAUUGUGGAGAUCCUGUUGAAAAACCAACCCAAGCUAAUUGAGUUUCUGAGCAAUUUCCAGAAAGAGAGGACGGAUGAUGAGCAAUUCACUGAUGAGAAGAACUACCUGAUUAAGCAGAUCCGAGACUUGAAAAAGCCAACGGCGUGAAGAACUCCUCUUGUUUUCCAGUGUAGGCAUUACUCUUUCGUUAAGUUCCUCUGUGUCACCACAAUAGUGCUUGAGAAGGCACAGCAAGUGCCUGGUUUUUAUUUUGUCUUUGUUCCUAGAUGUUAAGAGUAGAGGGGUUUUACAUGAAAACUAAAAAAAAAACCAACCAACAAACAAAAAUCUAGAAUAAUAUAUUAUUUUUAAUCAAGACUAUAAUUAUUUAUGUCAGUUUAGAAUCUCGCUGUAAUAGAAGCUGGUUUGACAGAUUUUUAUUUGUACUCAAGAAGAAUGAACCUCUUUGCUUAACUUUAUCAGUAAACUCAAGCUGUUGGUGAGUGCACAGAGUAGGUCUUCUGAGGACUGUAACGUUGUUCCUUUGCACCUGUACUUGUGACUUUGUUCUAGUGCUGCACACACGCAAGACUGUGAAAGAGCACGUUCGUCUCUGGAGUUGGCUGCACUUCUAGAUCGGCUUCUGUAGCUGAAACAGUGGGAGAUGAAAAAGCAGUAAAGGUCACGUUUUCGCUUUAUCUUUGCGUUCUUUC